AAUGUUUCUGUUUUAGAAUCUAGCUUGGGGGAGCCCGUGGUGCCUGGGAGAGGAGCCACCGCGUGGGCGCCCAGCAUGGACGGCUACACGGUCCUGCGUGUGAUCGGGGAGGGCUCCUUCGGCAGAGCCCUCUUGGUUCAGCAGGAAAGCAGUAAUCGGACGUUUGCCAUGAAGGAGAUAAGGCUCCCCAAGUCGUCCUCUGGUACGCAGAAUUCUCGGAAGGAGGCUGUUCUGUUAGCCAAAAUGAAACACCCCAAUAUCGUUGCCUUUCAAGAGGCAUUUGAAGCUGAAGGACAUCUCUAUAUUGUGAUGGAAUAUUGUGAUGGAGGGGACCUAAUGCAAAAGAUUGAGCUUCAGAAAGGAAGGCUGUUUCCCGAAGAUACGAUACUUAAUUGGUUCACACAAAUGUGCCUUGGAGUAAACCACAUUCACAAGAAGCGUGUGUUACACAGAGAUAUCAAAUCCAAGAAUGUGUUCCUCACUCAAAACGGAAAAGUAAAACUGGGAGAUUUUGGAUCUGCCCGUCUUCUCUCCAGUCCCAUGGCGUUCGCUUGUGCUUAUGUGGGAACACCUUAUUAUGUGCCCCCGGAAAUUUGGGAAAACAUGCCUUAUAACAAUAAAAGUGACAUCUGGUCCUUGGGGUGCAUUCUGUACGAACUCUGCACGCUGAAGCACCCGUUUCAGGCAAAUAGUUGGAAAAGCCUUAUCCUCAAAAUAUGUCAGGGGUCCGUGAGCCCCCUGCCAUCUCAUUAUUCGCGCGAGCUUCAGCAUCUCAUCCAGCAGAUGUUUAAAAGGAACCCCGCGCAUCGCCCCUCGGCUACCACGCUCCUCUCCAGGGGCGCGGCAGCCCGGCUUCUCCACAAGUGCUUCACCCCAGAGAUCAUCAGAGAAUAUGGCGAGCAGGUGUUAGAAGAAACCAAAAAAUCUAAGCAUAGCAAACCAAGAGAAAAGGCGGAGUCCAGCAGAACCAGGAUCUCUCUGGAGAAAGAAGCAAACACUGUGCAAGAGGAAGAACAAGGUAGAACAUGCAGCCACACUAAUUUAGAAGGCAUUAAUAAAAACUCAGUCGCAAGUACAGCGAGGAGAGUAAACAGAGAAGAGAAAGAGCCGGUUAGUGAAUCGGUCCAUCCGAGGAAAGCCAGGUCGGCAAGUUCUCCCAGGCGACAGUGGGAGAAACGUGCACCCACAGCAGCGCUCACGGCUUUGGGAGCUACAGCUGUUCUCACCUCCAGUGUCGCCGCGGAGGAUGACAGAGGCGGUUCUGUGAUAAAGUUCGGUGGACAUAAUACCCGUAAGCAGUGGCUCAAGGAGACCCCCGAGGCGUUGCUGAGCAUCCUUCAGAAUGCGGACCUCAGCUUGGCCUUUGAAACCUACACGAUAUAUAGACCAGGUUCAGAAGGGUUCUUGAAAGGUCCUCUGUCGGAAGAAACUGAAGCAUCAGACAGUGUUGAUGGAGGUUAUGAUUCUGUCAUUUUGGAUCCAGAAAGACUCGAACCUAGACUGGACGAGGAGGACACGGACUUUGAGGAGGAAGAUGACGUGGACUGGGUGUCGGAACUGAAGCGGCGAGCUGGCUGGCAGGGAGCACUUGAUGGCUGACGCGCCGGGAGGCACAUGCUCCUUAGUCACACUGAAGGUGUGUUCAAAGGGAGGAGUCAACGUCUGGACAGUAUUAGCUCACAGAAUGUGUGUUCCCUUGGAAGCAGAAUAAAGAGGGUGUGGGGGGAGAAGGACUAUGAAUAUUUAAAAUUGUUCCUGAUUAGUAGUAUGAGAUUUAAAAAAUCUGCAAUAAGGUAGACCGUGAACCUCUGUAUCACUGAAUUUUAGCAAACCUUCC
Molecule: messenger RNA, 1837 nt
Organism: Pteronotus mesoamericanus
Lineage: Eukaryota; Metazoa; Chordata; Mammalia; Chiroptera; Mormoopidae
Gene: NEK3
Product: NIMA related kinase 3
Exons: 15
Coding region: 76-1599 (507 amino acids)
Biological process (GO): protein phosphorylation
Molecular function (GO): ATP binding; protein kinase activity
Source: RefSeq, a predicted model, not a curated record